Vitis riparia (riverbank grape) is the source of this 2336-nucleotide messenger RNA. RefSeq lists its product as uncharacterized. The coding region runs from base 807 to 2210 and encodes 467 amino acids. Gene Ontology annotation, molecular function: methyltransferase activity. The record is from RefSeq and is a predicted model, not a curated record. Lineage: Eukaryota; Viridiplantae; Streptophyta; Magnoliopsida; Vitales; Vitaceae. The transcript has 2 exons.
AUUAACUCCAAAAGAUUAAACUCCACGGUUUCCCAGCUCAAAAGUUGCCUCUGCGUGAGUAAUUUUGUGAAGUUUUGAGAGGGGCAGAGGACCUUUUUGAGUGUUUCUGAAGUUUUAGCGGGAGAAAGUUGAGUUUUUGAUUGGUUCGGAGGGCGAAUUUUUCCGGGUUUGUGAGGUUUUAGUGAGAGAAAGUUCAGUUUUGAUGUUCUUAGAGAGAGAUUUUGUGGGCCUGUGAAGAUGCAGUGUGGGAUGGUUUAAUUUUUUUAUGUUUUUGGAGAGAAGCUUUGUGGGUUUGUGCAGAGUCUUAGUGAGAGAAAGAUGUGAGAAUCAGGUGAAGUUUUAGUGAGAGAAAGUCGUCUUUUUUAAAUGGUUUAGAGACGGGGAAUGGUGGGUUUUCAGGAAGAGAGUUUUUAUUUAUUUAUUUUGCUUUUAGAGAGAGAAAAAUCUUGGAGUCUUUCUGAAGUUUUUAGUGAGAGAAAGUUGUUUCUUCAUAAUAAAUUUAUAGAGAGAAAAAUGGAACUCUUUGUGGAGUUUUGAGAGAGGAACUUCGACGGAUGUCUCAGUGAGGGAAAGUUCUUGAGAAUUUUCUAUCAGAAAGAAAGAGGAAUUUUCAUCAGAGCUUCAAAUCCAAGUAGGCCCAACAACCAAAAGCAGCAUAACUGCAUAUCCAUUUCUUCCCAAGUUUCAGAAUUCAGCUCAUUUGAAUCCCUAAUCAUUUGAAUGUAAAUCAGGCUGAAAACAUCUGGGGAAGAAGAGAAAGAACCGAAAAUUGGUGGAAAGAAAAUUCAAAGAUUUCCCAGUUAAGGAUGGUGAACUUGUGCUUUCCAAAAUGUAGACUGCUAAGGGUAAUGGGCACGCUUCAAAUUAUAUUGGGAGGCCUUGUUAUAAUUGUAAGCAUAUCUAGUCUCUUCAGGUUCUACUCCGCCGGGUUUUUCCUGCACAAUGAAGAUAUUUGUCGCCAUUUCUAUGGCUUCAAGGAAGAUUAUGAGGGCUUUGAUAUCAAGGCGUUGUCCGCACGGGUUGAAGAAGUACUAGCCCAGAUGGAAAGUUUACAGAACAAGCUUGAAUCGACAGUACAACAGAUGGAGAAGAACAAGGAGUCUAUGGCUGCCAACAUUUCAAAAACUGAAUAUAAAAAGUUCUUGGAGGAGGAGGUGAUUCAGCCCCUUUACAGUGCUCACAUUUCUCUCAGACAGAUUCGGUUUCCCAGGGCUGAAGGGAUUGGGAAUGCGACGAUUAAGGAGGAGCCCUUGAUCAAUUCCUUUGUAGUGGAAGAGAUUCGGAAAUAUAUAACCCCAAAGGAGAACAGGCUUGGGAGGAUCAAUAUUUAUGGAACAGGGAAGGUAUACAACACUAUAGGACAUGCUUGUGUGCUAAUGAAGAAGGAAUUGGAAGAGUACAUGGACUAUGAUAUUGGGUCGUAUUGUAAAGAUGAUUGGAAUCAAGCCCAGAAGCUCAUGAUCAACGGCUGUGAUCCAUUGCCCAGAAGGCGGUGCCUGACAAGGGCAUCGAAGCUCUAUUUCAGGCCGUAUCCAAUCAAUGAGUCUCUCUGGAGAAUACCAGAUGGUAGAAAUGUAAGGUGGAGUAACUAUCAGUGCAGGAACUUUGAAUGCUUAUCGAGCAAGAAUCCAAAGAGGGGGUAUUCAAAGUGUGCUGGGUGUUUUGAGAUGGAGAAUGAAAAGCUUAAAUGGGUGACCAACAGCUCACUGCCUGUAGAUUUCUUGAUAAGGGAUGUUCUGGGAAUCAAGCCGGGCGAGAUCAGGAUAGGCCUGGACUUUGGUAUUGGUACUGGGACUUUUGCAGCAAGGAUGAGGGAACAGAAUGUUACUAUCAUCUCAACUGCUCUCAAUCUUGGGGCUCCUUUCAGUGAGACAAUCGCACUUAGGGGCCUGAUUCCUCUGUAUGUGACACUGAAUCAACGGCUCCCCUUCUUUGAUAACACCAUGGACUUGAUUCAUACAAGUGGGUUCAUGGAUGGCUGGCUGGACCUGCAGCUGAUGGACUUCAUCUUAUUCGACUGGGAUCGGAUCUUAAGGCCUGGAGGGUUGCUAUGGAUCGACCGGUUCUUUUGUGACAGGAAGGCUCUGGAUGACUACAUGUACAUGUUUCUGCAGUUCAGGUACAAAAAACACAAGUGGUCUAUUUCUCCCAAAUCAGGAGAUGACGUUUUUCUUUCUGCAUUGCUGGAGAAACCUCCAAGAUCCCUAUGAUCAUACAGUGUUAAUUGCCUUUUCCUUGUUUUUAAUGAUCUUAAGCUAUGAACUCCAACAUAUUUUCUUGUGACUUGUACUCUCAAAUGUUAUCUCAAGUGUUUAUAUACAGAAUUUUCCUGCAGA